CAGGAAACACGCGUGGCGAACCUCUAUGGUUUCGGCGGAAGAUGGCCUUUGCCUGGAUUCGAGGGACGGGUACGGUGGCCGGGGAGACCAUAUGAACAGAAAUCUCCGUUUGCUCUGUUGCCCGCGCUUGUAUGAACUAUGACGUCUGAGCGGUCUUCGCAACCGGAGAGUCGCGGCUCUGGCGAAGAGCAAGAGGACGACUUUGGCUACAGUCGGUUUCCCGAGAGAACUCUUGGCCAGGGGAAGAAGCCCGCAUUGAAAGGAAAAAUAAUCUCCAGCUUGUUUGGUUCCCAAUAUAGGUGCCAGUCCAUGCUGAAGGUUGCCUUAGACAGUCCACAAGCUAAACUGCUACUUGAAGCUAUGAAGAAUUCUGGCUGUGCUGUUGCCCAUAACCGACACAUUUCAUGUGAAAAUUGUGAUAAACAUGUUGGUGGAGGAUUUGAUUCUUCAGUAUCACAGAUUGUACUUUGCCAAAACAACAUACAUAGUCAAUCUCAAAUGAACAGAGUGGUUGCUCAUGAACUUAUCCAUGCAUUUGAUCACUGCCGUGCUCAUGUGGAUUGGUUUAACAAUAUAAAGCACUUAGCCUGUUCAGAGAUUCGGGCAUCUAAUCUCAGUGGAGAUUGUUCUCUCAUAAAUGAGAUGAUGAGAUUUAGGUUUGGGCUGAAGCAGCAUCAGCAGACUUGUGUAAAGAUGAAAGCUGUUCGCUCCAUGUUGGCUGUUAGAAAUAUCACUAAAGAGACGGCUGAGAAAGCAGUAAAUGAAGUCUUUGAAUCCUGCUUCAAUGAUCAUGAGCCAUUUGACAGAGUGCCUCACAGCAAAUUGGAUGCAAAGUAUGCAUACAGAGGUUUUCAAAACCGUCACCGUUACUAUCAAAAUUUAUAAAUGAAAACUGUUUGUAUCCAGACUAUCUACCACAUUAGAGGAUAAUUGAAGUCCCUGGAGAGACUAUAUCCAAUUUGUUUAAUUUUCAUUCUGUGUUUCAUUUGCCCAGUUGAUUGAUUACUAUUUUUUUUUCAACAAGCAAAAUGGAUGUUUGUGAACAUAUGCAUCAAGGGCUAGGCAUCAAGGGAAGACAAAUUAUGAAAGGAGCAUCGUACUGCAAGCUCAGUAACUUUUAUUUAUUUGCUUUUGCAUUGAGGGGAAGAAAAGGGGAGAAGCUUGCCAAAAAACUGAACUUCGUUCACUUUGGCUUUCAGAUGUCUAUGUUUGUGUUUAUUAUUCUUUUAAUUAGUUUUGCAAUUUUUUUCAUCCUUGAAUAAAGGUCAUGUUUAAUUGUAUGUACUUUAUUCCAAGUGGUUGGACAUUUAACAUAAUGUGAUUUUGUCAUUUAACAUAAUGUGAAUAUCAUCAAACUCAGAGCUGUGUAGUAAGUCAAUAUGUAAACAAAUACUUAAAUCAAAUCAUAACAUUCUUGUUUUGUAGCACAUUCAGAACGCAUCCUAAAUAGUGUGUGCCAUGACUAGUCAUUUUUAUUCAUUGCUGUCCUAGUUUGAUUGAUGUUUCAAUCAAACAUCAAUGUAAGAUUUAUUUGAUUUUUUUAAAAAAAACUGAUCUCUUUGCCCAAAUUGAAGCAACAUCUCAAACUGAAUUGUAGCCAACCCUCCAACAAUAUUUUUAUUUUUCACUAGAAUUGAAUAAAAAUUUCAGGAACUUUAGGACACCACAAAGAAAUGGAGGAAACCAAACAUCAUAAAGACUGGUGAAUGGGUUUUAAAUAAUAGUCCUUUAAUUAAAAAAAAAGACUGAACGAGUCAGAAAAUAUACUCAUUAAAUUCAGUGAUUUCUUAGUCCUUUUUUCUUUGAACUGUUUGGGUGAGGGGUAGUUUUUUCUUUGUUUGGUUUGUAGACAAAUUGGAAUUGCUUCAUUUCCCUUUCAGUAAAUUGUUUUGAUCCAUUCUGGAUUUGGGAUUCACACCAAAUCUUAUCCAUUCCUGCUUUCUAUAUGUGUGCGUGCUCUUACUAAAAUAAUUCUUUAUUCCAGUGAAUAAUUAUGUACUAAAGAAGACAUGUUCAAAUAUAUAUGCGUGACAAAUAUUAAUUUUUGCAUUAAAAAUCCAAGAACUUCUUAA
Messenger RNA from Ahaetulla prasina, 2072 nucleotides. RefSeq names its product ATP23 metallopeptidase and ATP synthase assembly factor homolog (gene ATP23). Gene Ontology annotation, biological process: mitochondrial protein processing; mitochondrial proton-transporting ATP synthase complex assembly. Gene Ontology annotation, molecular function: metalloendopeptidase activity. Gene Ontology annotation, cellular component: extrinsic component of mitochondrial inner membrane. Bases 139 to 885 code for a protein of 248 amino acids. NCBI's taxonomy places the organism in Eukaryota, Metazoa, Chordata, Lepidosauria, Squamata, Colubridae. The record is from RefSeq and is a predicted model, not a curated record. The transcript has 6 exons.